CCCUGUUCAGCACAGCUCAGAGAAGCCGAACACAAAUAUUUCCCAUUCGAACAUACUGCAAGUCAUGGGUCUGGUUUGGAAUGGGCUGUAGGUCAGGCAAUAAAUAGGCUUAAAGCAGAGUAAAAGUGCUCAUAGGUAAAUCUGAGCAGUGGUUAAUGAUUAGCCUUUCAUGCAGGUACUGAUACGGGUUCUGCUUGUCAGCAUUAUCGGUGAGUUUAGAAACUUUGAUCCAUCUGAGACUUGUUGCCUGUUUGGAGAAGACAAACUGCUCUCCUGGAGUCAGGAGGUGGAAAGUCUGGCUCUGGAAUAGAGAACAGAGGGAGCUCCUGACCCUGUUCUGGCUACCAGCAGCACUGGUGCAGAGACCCUAGGGUUCCACUUGUCUACGUGCCUUUUGGAAUCUCUGUGGUAAAGAUACCUCACGAUCACCACAUGAACAGCUCCAAGUUUCCAGCCACUCAUCCUCCUGAACAUCACCACGCAAUGGCAUCCUCAGAACACAGCCAUGGAUCUGACAUGAUGAUGACGGCAAUGACUUUCCACUUCGGCUAUGAGAGUGUGCCAUUGCUGUUUUCUGGACUUAUAAUCAAUAGUCCUGGAGAAAUGGCUGGUGCUUUUGUGGCUGUCUUCUUCCUGGCCAUGUUUUAUGAAGGUCUUAAGAUUGCCCGGGAGUGUCUGCUCCGUAAAUCCCAGGUCAGCAUUCGCUACAAUUCCAUGCCAGUGCCAGGUCCCAACGGCACCAUCCUGAUGGAGACACACAAAACUGUGGGACAGCAGAUACUGAGCGUCCCUCACCUCCUGCAGACCAUGCUGCACAUCGUCCAGGUCGUGGUCAGUUACUUCCUCAUGCUGAUCUUCAUGACAUACAACGGAUACCUCUGCAUAGCCGUGGCCGCCGGGGCAGGGAUAGGCUAUUUUUUCUUCAGCUGGAAAAAGGAGGUUGUUGUGGAUAUCACAGAGCACUGCCAUUAACAGUGGACACUGCCCAGAAGCCUCUCCACCCCACUGCUCUCUUGAACAAAAGGGAUCUCUUGAAGGGAGGGAUCCUUCCUAAGCUGACAGAGAAUCAAUGUACAGAAUAUCCACUGGAGUUCACCACAGGGUCCUGGCUGGGGUGCAGGGAUGUGAGGAGCUGGGGUGUGCUGCUCCCUUGCUGCAGGGCAGCAGUGUUGACUCGAGGGUCCCAUGGUUGCCACUCUGGGCCAGGAUUUGCUUUACUCUUAGAUUAUUCUGUGAUUGAAAUUAGUUGGCUGACAGAAAUGUAGAAGUUAUUCUUUAAGAAAACAAAACAAAACAAAAAAAAAACAAAAAACAACCAAAAAGCGUUUUAUUUUUAAAUUGUAAAAGCUCAUCUGGGAGGGUUUCAUGAACAGCAGGGAAAGACCAGAGUCACCCGUGGAGCUACAUGUGUGAAUGGCUGUUUUAAUUCUACUUGUUUCAAGCUGUACAGGAUGCCAGGGGACAUCUCCCUGGCACUGUGGCUUUUGGGGCCAGUGACACCUUCUGAUGCAGAAGGAAGUUUUGGUGCUGCACCUCAGACAUGCUCAGGUGUGUGCUGCAAGGGAGUACUUGAUGUAAGUGUGUUACCUGGGGUCUCAAUGGCCUGUCCCCAAGCCCAUCUGUGUAUGAUACUGGAUAACUGGAUGUGUCCAGCAGCAUUACUCAGCUUCAGGUGGUAAUGUUUAGGUUUGGCUGCUUUCAAUUCCCAGUCAUGGAAAUACAUGGAGUAGAUGCAGGACAAUUGUGUAUUUACAGGGCAAAAAGACUGUAAAUAACCCAUUGAGCCUGCAUUUACUUCAUGUUGGAUUGCACCUGGGUGGAGCUACAGGUGGGCUCUGGUUGAACUAGUUCUGUAAAUGAGGCAAGAGCUAAAUAAUGAUUUCAUGACACUAAAGGUUAAGAUGUCUGAAGCAGGCAUUCCCUGGUGGAGAUGAAGGAGGUAAAACAGUCGUGUUCCUGUAAAGGAGAGAUCUGGGGAAGAGAAGAAAGAAAAGAUAGAACUGAGCAGGCUUUGGUCUCUUCUCAGGUGAAAUUUGGAGCAGUUCGAGCUGACUAAAAAGUGUUCCUGACUCAGA
Neopsephotus bourkii (Bourke's parrot) is the source of this 2075-nucleotide messenger RNA. It is a transcript of the gene SLC31A1, whose product is annotated as solute carrier family 31 member 1. The coding region runs from base 433 to 972 and encodes 179 amino acids. The transcript has 6 exons. Lineage: Eukaryota; Metazoa; Chordata; Aves; Psittaciformes; Psittacidae. Gene Ontology annotation, molecular function: copper ion transmembrane transporter activity. The record is from RefSeq and is a predicted model, not a curated record. Gene Ontology annotation, cellular component: membrane. Gene Ontology annotation, biological process: copper ion transmembrane transport.